GUCAUGGCGCUCUGCCGCAUACCUACGCAGUAAUUAUUUCCUGUUAGAUAUUUGACGCGCUGGUCUACUCCGCUGCAAAUUCACAAUGAGGACUAGCUUAGGAUAGAGCCGUUUGAGUAGCGCAAACCGCUUAUGCAGCAUAGUAGAGAGCUGAUGCUUUAUAUGACCCUCAACUCUGUCCUGCCGUUUCUUCUUUUCUCUUUGCUGGCAGACAAUUUUUACUACUGCAACCAAGUCACUCGUUAAAUUUUAUGGUUCACACGUUCAUUAUGACUAGUCAAUCACUCAAAUCCCUGGCUUCGGCCAUCCUCAUUGCCGCGGCUGUAGUUUCUGCUCAGGACAAUUGCUUUACAGAGCAAUCACCUAACCUGCUCUUGAAUCCUUCCUGGGAAGAGGGCAUGAAUGGUUGGAAUUACGUUUACCCUCGUACUAUCAGUACUUCGGAGAGCACAGAAGGCAGUUCUUCAUUGAUGACAAGUGGCAUAUAUCCCUUUCAAACUAUCACUCAAGCCGUGGGCAAUCUCGUGGUUGGGACCGAAUAUGAAGUAUCUGUUGACUUCAAGGUUGCAAUUACAAAUAUUGCUAUCACCGAAAGCUGCGCCAUUUAUAUAUUCCAUGACUCCCUAUCCGCUGCAAACCUCAUUCAGUCGAAGGUAGCUCCCUACAAUCUAAACACUGUCCAAUGGAACACGCUGGGUGAUAAAUUUACUGCCACAAGUACCAGUAUGACCGUUGGCUUCUAUGUCGUCUGCUCGCCGUAUAGAAUCCCCCAGAUUGCUAUAUAUCUCGACAAUGCUGUUCUCAGAGGCCCUGAAACAAUUAUCUGCCCAGUUCCGGAACCUUCGCCAACCCCUGAGACUAGUUCUACACCAGCUGUCACGCCCUCAUCUGCGCCACCGGACUCUGUGCUGCCAACGUCAAGCAACCCACUGCCGACACCAUCAUCAGGGCCUUCAUCCUUUUCAUUAAGUUCUUAUUUGACGUCCUCAUUCAGCUUUGCUGCUUCUAGCAGUCUGACUCCUUCAAACACACCAUCGGCUACGCCUUCGUUGGGACCUUCAUCCGCCCCGGCAAAUUCCUUACCAGCAAUACCGUCUAUUUCGAAUACACCAUCGAUUACCCCGUCAUCUGGCCCAUCGUUCACUCCUUCGUCGAGACCUUCAUCCGCCCCAGCAAACUCCUUCCCAGCAAUACCAUCUAUUUCAAAUACACCAUCAAUCACCCCUUCGUCUGGUCCAUCGGUGACUCCUUCGUCGAGACCUUCUUCCAAUCCGGGCAACUCCUAUCCUGUACCUCCGUCUAGUCAUCCAGUUUCCAGCUAUCCUAGCCCUUCAAACGCGCCCUCGUCUACACCUUCGCCAGUUCCAUCAAAUGCUGCGUCAUCAGGACCUUCUUCCAAUCCUUCAGCAGGUCCUUCUUCCAACCCGGGUAGCUCCUAUCCUAUACCUCCGUCUAGCCAUCCAAUUUCCAGCUAUCCCAACCCUUCAAACGUACCCUCCUCUAUACCUUCGCCAGCUCCGUCAAAUGCUGCAUCGUCAGGACCUUCAUCCCAUCCUUCGGCAGGUCCUUCUACUCCUGCCGGAUCUUAUUCUAUACGUCCGUCUAGCUAUCCAGUAUCCAGCAACCCCAUCCCUUCAAAUACGCCCUCGCCUACGCCCUCGCCAGUUCCAUCCAAUGCUGCAUCAUCAGGGCCUUCUUUCAGCCCUUCAGCAGGACCAUAUUCCAACCCGGGAAGUUCCUAUCCUGGACCUCAAUCUAGCCAUCUAGUCUCCAGCUAUCCUAACCCUUCGAACGUACCUUCAUCUACACCUUCGCCAGCUCCGUCGAAUUCUACACCAUUAGGAACUUCAUCCCAUCCUUCAACAGGUCCUUCGUCUACUCCCGUCGGAUCUCACCAUAUCUUGACAUCUAGUCAAUCGGUUUCUAGUUAUCCUACUCCCUCCAAUACGCCAUCAUCUCUACCUUCGCCAGUCCCAUCGAAUUCUGCAUCUUCAGGACCUUCGUCCCAUCCUUCGACAGAACCAUCUUCCACUCCCGCCGUAUCUCACCCUGUCUUACCGUCCAGCCAGCCAAUCUCCAAUUAUCCUACUCCUUCCAACGCGCCAUCAUCUACGCCUUCACCGACACCAUCGAGCAAUGCUUCACCAGGGCUUUCAUCCAGUCCUUCAGCAAGCCCAUCUCACAAUCCAGGAGUCUCUUACCCCGCCUUACCAUCAAGCUACCUCGGAUCCAACCACCCCUCUCCCUCAGCCAUUCCUUCCGGCACACCUUCGUCUAGCGUACCAUCGUAUCCCCCGUCUAGCUCGUCUCCCUCAGGAUACAUUCACUCAAGUUAUCCCCACACGCAACCGUCCUACCCAACAGCGACCCCAACCAGGAGGCCGUGCAUAAGCGAGAGACGCAGACAGCGCAAGCACGUAAAGAAUUAGUACCAUCUCAACGGGAGCU
Messenger RNA from Xylaria bambusicola, 2448 nucleotides. RefSeq lists its product as uncharacterized. The transcript is spliced from 3 exons. Lineage: Eukaryota; Fungi; Ascomycota; Sordariomycetes; Xylariales; Xylariaceae. The record is from RefSeq and is a predicted model, not a curated record. Bases 252 to 2429 code for a protein of 725 amino acids.